Messenger RNA from Sclerotinia trifoliorum, 3815 nucleotides. The record is from the annotation of a GenBank genome assembly. NCBI's taxonomy places the organism in Eukaryota, Fungi, Ascomycota, Leotiomycetes, Helotiales, Sclerotiniaceae.
AAUAGCGUUACCCUGUCGAUAUAUCCACACUUUCCAGUUAACUGCCCUUCAUCGAUCUUACUUUACUCAGCAGCCAAAGCAAAAAAGACUAAUCAACAUUCUUAGCCUCCGACAAUCACGAGUACAGUUGGAACAAACCCACUUCACCUAUGAAAGUUGUCGUUAACACAUGUUGGUGUGAUAACGUUUCAUAAAUGUUGGUUUUGCUGGUUUGAUACAUAAUUUUAUUCAAGAAAACACCAUAUACUACGACAUCGUUUUUCUCUUUUCUGAUACCAUUCUCCUCGAUAAUGCACGAAGAAAGGGUGGAGAUGUAUCUUGGGGAUGAGCCAAAGGUUAUGCCAGUGGACACACUGCUACAAAAAUAUGUCAAUAAGCUACAGUCAACUGGCAAUUUUUGUUUGGGUGCGAAUGUCGAAGAUCUCAUGAAAGAAAUCGAAUUGCUUGAAUAUUAUUAUCCAUCAAACAAUAACUGCUCUAACUUCAGUUGCAAAAUCUCCCCUCUAAUAGACUUUCUUACCAUUUGCGGCCCUGCCGUGGAUAUGAUGAUUCAAUGUUAUCCAGCUCCAUCUGCUUUAGUGUGGACUGCAACAAAAACUUUGAUAGAGGUAAGCAUAAAAUCUAGUUUGUUGAAUAGCUGCGCUAAAAGACAACCAGAUUGGACGCACCUCGAUUCGUCAUUAUCAACUAAUUUCGAAAAUUUUAUUGAAAAUAACUAAUAUCGUGGAAAUCUCAGUUCAUUAUGAGGUUAUAUUUGGCAGCGAUCCGCGAGUUUCUAAAGCUCUGACGGACGUAUAUUUCGAGAUCCUUGUUUUUCUGCGAAGUGUUCGCGCGGCGUUAUGCAAAGACAGUAGGUCUCCUCCGACUCGUACAAUCACGUUAUCUGACCAGUUUAAGCAUUUAAGCUUGAACGCACAGUUUUAAAGUCUCUUGAUGCGGAGCUUACUAACUAUGUUCGACGGCUCUCGAAGGCUGUCAAUAUAUUUUCCCAGGAAGCUACACUCGCGUAUGAACAGUAUACGGAAUUUUGUGCCGUAAAGCAACCACAGGCGAUUGAAAAUGGCGCCAUGGGGAUUCCCUUCCUUCCAGAGAACAAGGGUUCGUAAAUCCCACUGGAUGAUUCGCAACAACUCCCGAAGCUAAUGCCGAUGAAUAAUCUAGAUGCAGAUAUCAGAACACAAGUAAUGACUUGGUUAUACCCAGGCGAUUACUACGAGAGUUUACAUCAAGCUUGUGCCAAGAGAUCCGCAAAUACAGGUCAAUGGCUUCUUACUGACACAAGCUUUCAAAAUUGGCUGAACGGGCUGUCAGACUCGGUACUGUGGUGCUAUGGUUCCCCAGGGUGUGGGAAGACGAUUCUCAGUGCCACCGCUAUUCAGUACCUACAGAAUUAUUAUGGCUCCAUCCCCACAGUAUACUUUCACUGCAGCUCAACAGACAAGUUAAAACAAUCCCAGGAAUCCAUAUAUAUCAGUCUUUUAGGUCAGAUCAUAGCACAGGCAAGCAGUAUUCCGCAGGCAUUAAUAUCUGCAUGUCUCUUCGCUGAACGAUACGGACGAUGUCGCAUCUCCGUUGCCGACAGGAUCCCGGAAUUGCUCGCAGAAGUGCUUCGUGCGUUACCAGCACUUAACAUCGUCAUAGAUGGACUUGACGAAUGUGAAUGCGAAGAUAUGCUAGGUAUAUUGCGCCUGCUGAAUGGUAUUUCCCGAGAUCGUAAUUCUAUCCGUCUUUUAUUUUUCUCACGAGAUAUCCUUCCAUUGCGCAAGGAACUGGGCAUGUUGCCUUCUGUCCACAUCAAUACGAAUGCUGUUCAGUUAGAUAUUGAACAGUAUCUAAGAGAAGCAAUUGAGACUCUUCCUUGUACGGAAUCUCACCUAAAACAGUAUGUGUAUAAUGCGCUAUCCCAAAAGGCGGCGGGCAUGUUUUUAUUCGCUCGACUUGGUAUGGAGACACUGCAAGCAACAUUUAAUACUCAGGACAUGCUAGCUUCACUGGACAAACUCCCUACCGGGAUCUAUAAUGUGUAUGGACAGAUUCUGGAACGUUUAGCAUCAAAACCAUUUGCAAAUCAAUCUUUGGCACGUCGCAUUUUCCAUUGGGUAUGUAGAACUUCAAGGCCUCUCAAUUGGCUUGAAUUACAGUGUGCAUUAUCUUGGGACGAGGAAAGGAUGAUAUUUGAUGGAAAUACUGCGCCUUCCAAGGACUCAGUGCUAGAAGUUUGCUGUCCUUUGGUUGAGUACAGACCCGAUUCCGACACGUUUCACCUUGGGCAUUUGUCAGUCUACGAAUAUCUUCACGAUCGCUCGAAUUCUAUCUUGUUGUCGCCUCAAGCAGCUGGCUUUCUUCUCGAAGAGAAAUACUCGCAUCUUGGGCUAGCCCAAGCAACAUUGACGUAUCUGAGCAAAUCUGGGAUCGCCGAAUCGAUUAACCUGAAUUCACAGCAAUAUCCUUUAGCAAAAUAUGCCACGGAAAAUUGGUGCUACCAUCUAUCAUUAUCUGUGUACGACUUUAAGCUUCAUCGACAAUACGAAAAGUUCGUUGCAUCUGAAACCAGGAGAUCGGCUUGGAUUACAAGAUCAUUAUUAUCAGAAGAUCUACCAUUUCCCAUGCAUCGAAUUGCCAAACUUCAAAGGCUAGUUCAAACCUGGACAAAUCAAUCUGGUACCCUUGGGAAACAAUCCGCGGAGGAUUUAAUGGAUAUUCAAAAAGCUUUAUUCCGUCUAGAUGAUUUCAUACAAUCACAACGUCGAGGAGGACCGGGUAAUAUUAACGUUAUCUCUAACUUUGAGAGAUCCAUGAUCAUCCGAGAUUUGGCUAGGUUGUAUACUAUGAGUGGACAAAUAGAUAUGGGAGUUCGUGUUUUCGAGGAAGAGAUUACGAAGACUGGAGGUACCAAUUCAGGCAAAGCCUCAAAGGCGUGGCUACUAAAUAGUCUUGGGAUUCUCUACGAUCAGCAAGGAAGAUUUCGUCUCGCAGAAGCUAUACAGCGACAAGCUCUAGCCGUACAACUCCGGUAAAUCUCACAUACUCACCUCUAAAUCAGCUACAAACUAACCAACUCUCUAGUUUCCUCCCCCACGAUCAUCUCGACAUAAUAAUCACCAUCAACGAACUCGGCCGCGUCUGCCGCCACCUGCAAAAACAUUCCGAAGCCGAGUCCCUCCAUCUCCGCGCCCUCCGCACUCUAGAACCCCUCUUCCCACCCACAGACCACCACAUAACCUGGACCCAAAACGCCCUCGCACGCUGCUAUCGCUCUCCGCAACGAUCCCCCUGUCUUCCCCACGAAGCACUUGCCCUACACACCCAAGCCUACAACUCCAUGGUGCGAACCCUAGGUCCGCUUCAUCCGCACGCUAUCUGGACACUCUCCGAUACAGCGCGCUGUCUUGCCCAAUUAGGCAGACUAGACGAAGCAUUUGAAGUUCGUAAACGAGUUCUCGAUCAGAGAAUUCAAGUUCAUGGAUAUAUGCAUGCGGAUACAUUGUGGGCGAUGAAUUCGCUGGCGUUAUGUUAUGAAGGGAGAGGGGAGAUGGCUGAGGCGGCUGCUUGGCAUUCGAGGGCUUAUGAGGGCCAGGUGAAUCUUUUUAGUGAGGGGCAUGAUCAUGCGAAAUGGAGUUUGCGGGCUUUGGAUAGGACGGGGUUUGUGUGUUAGAGGGGUGGAAUGUGGGGUGGGUUUUGGUAUGCUUUCGGGGGGUUUACCUCCUGUUUUGUUGUUGGCUUGGUCUUCUUUUACUUGUUUUUAUAAGGUACUUUUUUUUUCGAUUUUGGGGGUUGUGACGGGUUCGGAGAAGUGAAUGUAUAGUACAGUGUGG